Belonocnema kinseyi is the source of this 1234-nucleotide messenger RNA. RefSeq names its product hsp70-Hsp90 organizing protein 3-like. Gene Ontology annotation, molecular function: Hsp90 protein binding. The record is from RefSeq and is a predicted model, not a curated record. The transcript is spliced from 5 exons. NCBI's taxonomy places the organism in Eukaryota, Metazoa, Arthropoda, Insecta, Hymenoptera, Cynipidae. The coding region runs from base 186 to 914 and encodes 242 amino acids.
GGUUGAUCGCCAUGACAGUUUGCUUUUCGUCUGCUUCUUGUCGUCUUCAAUAAACACAAAUAUACGGUCAAGUUUUUAAUAAAAAAUUAAUUUUGCAGGCGAUAUUGCCUGACAUAUGUGCAGUAUGAGAAGCAUACUGUUUGAGUGCCUUUAGUCGAAAAAAACUCAGUUCUAAAACAACAAAGAUGUCUACUAAUCUUGAAACCGAGGUACAAGCCCUGAAGGAACAGGGGAAUACCUGUGUAAGGGAACAGAAAUAUGAAGAAGCAAUGUAUCAUUACACCCGUGCUAUCAAGAUCGAUCCGCAAAACUACUCGCUAUAUAGCAAUCGAUCCCUCGUCUUUUUAAGAAUGCAACAGUACCACUUAUCUAUGGAGGAUGCUUUUAUGACGAUUCAACUUAAGCCUGAUUGGACCAAAGGUUAUUAUCGCAAGGCUGAGAUUGAAUUUUAUACUUUCCGAUUUAGUGAAGCAAUUCAAUCUUAUCGAAAGGCUCUUGAAUUACAGCCAGAUGAUCCUAGCAUAAUAGACGCCAUAAACAGAGCAUCCAGGUCACUGAUACAAGACAGAAGAGCUGACCAGCAAAUUCCUUGGCUUGGUGCCGGAGUUGGAAUCAUCCUUGGAGUGAUAGUAGUAAUAGCCGAUUACGUAUUCACGAAUAAGCCCACAUUGUCGCACCCUAUUUUGAUGGUUUUACUAACAAUGGCGAUAGCCAUGAUCGGUUUCGGGGUAGCCAAAGGUUUUCGAUAUUUUGUCAAGUGCCAGAGAAGAUCUCUCCUCGAACCACCGGUCGAUCUCUUCGAGAACGAAAAAGAAGAAUCUCCUUCGGAUUCCGAGAAAAAUUCAGAAAAAGAUAAGCAUCCAAAGUAUAGUAAAGCACAAGCCAGAGAAAGAUUUAAAAAAGGGAAGUCAUAACAAUUUAUUUAAGAAGAUUUUCUAUUUUUUUUCAAUUAAAUAGAGUGCGCCCAAUUGUUGUCGCAGUUUCUUCAUUAAUAGAAAUUAUACCUCAAAAUGCGGUGGUGGAGUUACUUUGUUUUGUUUCUCAUUUGUAAUAAUCUCCUAAAGAAGAAAUUCUUAUGAAUACAUAAUACACAUCUAAUGAAAGAUCUUUACGAAAAGACCUUCCAUUUUUAACAACUUUCGAGGCAGUUUAAAGUCUUCGUAAUUACUAAAAUAAUUAAAUGAACCUGCCAUUAACCUAUUCUUCAGACACAAUGUGACUUAACAUUAAGAAU